Messenger RNA from Peromyscus maniculatus bairdii (prairie deer mouse), 4502 nucleotides. RefSeq names its product solute carrier family 35 member E2B (gene Slc35e2b). NCBI's taxonomy places the organism in Eukaryota, Metazoa, Chordata, Mammalia, Rodentia, Cricetidae. The record is from RefSeq and is a predicted model, not a curated record.
ACGGUGCAGGGGUUGUUCCGGGUGUUCGCCUGUAAGCGCUUUGGUCUUCGCUAAAUUUGACUUCCUAAUCAGAUUUUAGGCUCCUUCCUUACAAAAUCCAGGUUUGACUUACAGUUUGCAGCCUGAGCGAAUCGACCCCUCCCCUCCUGGUCUCGGUGGAACGUCCUGGGAUGUACCAAAAGGUGACAAGGGGGAGAUGUCCAGGAAGGUGCCAACGGGAGGCCACCAGGUGGUGCUGUAAUUUAACAGAGUCGACCCUCCUCUCCCCGCCCCACCCCGCCACACACGCGCGCACGCGCCUCCGCCCCGUGGUUUGCAGCCGAACAUUACCGAGGGUGCCAAUGGGCCGACCCGGGUGCGAGCCCGUGUACCGGCUCUGGUUUGGAAGGUGCCAAUGUGUGCCUGCAGGGGGCGCUGCCUAGCGGCUCGUCCUCACUAACGCGCAGGAUUCCUGAGGCACCCGCUUCCGUAAGGCGAGUCGUCCGCCGCAGCUUCCUGUGCGUCACGUCCGGUUCCCUCCCACGCCCGUGUGUCCUGCCCGCGGGCCGCCAGGGGGUGUGUAGCCCGGGCCCUGGGCUCGGAGGCGUCUCUCCUCGGUGUGAGGCUGCUCGGCCCCAAGUCGGCGGCGGCGGGAACCUGCAGUGUCGUCCGUGGGCGUGGGCGGAAGGCACUGAAUAACUCCAGUGGCAUCCCUCAGAACUGAGCCCCAGCGGGGACUGGCAUCACCCGUCCUGGAGUCAGCCCAGGUCAAGUCAGAGGCCGUUGGCACCAGGCAGGGCUGGACGCACAGGGUUUGACUACAUAGCCCUGCUAGCUUGGAACUCAUUAUGUGGAACAAGCUAGCCUGGAUCUCACAGAGUUCUAUCUCCCUCUACCUCCAAAGUGGUGGAAUUAAAGAGGAUGAGUUCAUGACUAUCAUGGAGAGCGUGGCAGCAGGCAGACAGGCAUGGUGCUGGAGCAGUCACUAAGAGCUUACAUGCUGAGAUAACAUUGAGGCAGAGAGAGGCUCCUUGGUGUGCACACUGCCUCACCAGAGAACAAGGACCAGUUGCCUAGAAUGUCAUGAAUUCCUGAUGAAAGCUAGUGUAAUGAUUGUCCUGGGAGAAAGAGAUGGUUGAGCAAGGCCUUUGCUUCCCCACUUUGUUGGAGACAGGCAUGUUGGGGUCCAUCCAUAUUCAUGCAGACAAAGACUGCGGCCUCCUCCAGCUGUGUCCCUCUGCCUGGGCAGUCACUUUGAUCCAUGUGGUCCAUCCUUGAGAUUUACUUUUCACAAGUGCCCUCAGCAUGUCAUCAGCAAAAUCCCAAGCACUGGAAGAGACAGUACCCGGCUGCGAAGAAGAUGUGAAAGGAAAAACACUUCUCCCUUGGGGCCCCCUUUUUGGUCACCGGAGUGAGAAGAUUGUCUUUACCAAAGGUGAUGGUAGUCCAGAGGAGAGCCUGCUCACCGUCACCAUCACAGAGACUACUGUCAUUGAGUCGGACUUGGGUGUGUGGAGUUCACGGGCUCUCAUCUACCUCACGCUGUGGUUCUUCUUCAGCUUUUGUACCCUGUUUCUCAACAAGUACAUCCUGUCCCUGUUAGAGGGAGAGCCCAGCAUGUUAGGUGCUGUGCAGAUGCUGUCAACGACAUUAAUUGGAUGUGUUAAAAUAUUUGUUCCUUGCUGUUUGUAUCAACACAAAACCCGGCUCUCUUACCCACCCAAUUUCAUCAUGACUAUGCUCUUUGUGGGCCUCAUGAGGUUUGCGACAGUGGUUUUGGGGCUGGUCAGCCUGAAGAAUGUGGCAGUAUCCUUUGCGGAGACCGUGAAGAGCUCGGCUCCCAUUUUCACAGUGAUCAUGUCUCGGAUGAUUCUGGGGGAGUACACAGGGCUGUUGGUCAACCUGUCACUCAUCCCGGUCAUGGGAGGACUAGCAUUGUGCACCGCCACUGAAAUAAGCUUCAACACCCUGGGGUUUUCUGCUGCAUUAUCCACCAACAUUAUGGAUUGUUUGCAGAAUGUCUUUUCAAAAAAGCUUCUCAGUGGGGACAAAUACAGGUUCUCGGCCCCGGAACUGCAAUUUUAUACCAGUGCUGCUGCUGUGGCCUUGCUGAUUCCAGCAUGGACCUUCUUCAUGGAUGUCCCAGUGAUUGGCAGGAGUGGGAAGAGCUUCAGCUACAGCCAGGACCUCGUGCUGCUGCUGCUGACAGAUGGCGCCUUGUUUCACCUUCAGAGUGUCACUGCAUAUGCCCUUAUGGGAAAGAUCUCCCCUGUGACUUUCAGUGUCGCCAGCACUGUGAAGCACGCCUUGUCUAUCUGGCUCAGCAUCAUCGUUUUCGGCAACAAAAUCACCAGCCUGUCUGCCAUCGGCACCAUCCUUGUCACAGUGGGUGUCUUGCUCUACAACAAGGCCAGGCAGUAUCAGCAGGAGACCAUGCAGAGUCUGGCCACAGCCACUAGCCGGGCCCCAGAGGGUGACACAGAGUCGCUGGUUCCCCAGGACUCUAGACAGCACCACUGAGCUCGUUCUGAUGCUGUGUCCCCUGGAAACCAGGCCUAGACUGUCCUCCUGCACUCUAUGCUGGAAUAGAGAGGCAGACUACAUGGUCAGGUCUCUUGCUCCUCACUCGACAUGAGGUGAGGAAUUUGGGGAUGAGCUUCUGCCUGACAGAGCCCUGCAGGAGGAAGCAUAUGGCCUGCAGCUACACUGGCACGCUGCCCAGGCUGCAAAUGGGCCAAUGACUCAGUGGGCCAACUGUGCAUUAAGCACAGGUUCCAGUACCAACAUGAAUUGCUCUCUACUUGAUGCCAUCCAGGAGACCUCAACUUGGUUAUACCCACCACCACCACCGGCACUGAAGCCUCCUGGUUCCUGACCCUCUGUGAAACAGAAAUCUCAGAUGCCAAUGACUCUAGCAUGGAGCCACAGAACCCUGGGAAACCAGAGCGGCAGACAAGUGUCUCCUUCCACAGAGGGACAGUGCUUGUGUGAAGGGAGAGUCUCUCCUUUGGGCCUGUGUUACACUGAUCUACCCCACUCCAGGUUUGCUGUCUCAUGUUUCUGCUACCCUUUUGGUCAUUUCUCCAACUCUGGGAAGUAGGCGACAGAUCUCUAAUUAGAACAGGUGCCCAGGAGUUCUUUUCCAUCUUGGGUAUGAUGAAUGUGAAGCAGGCUGUUCCAAAUGACAUAGUUGACCACCCCGCACGAUUCCCCUUCAAGAUGGAUAGUAGGAAAGUGUAGCAGAGACUUUGAGUGUUUACAGGUUAUGUUGCAUUUAAAGUGACACUGCUUUUUAACAAAGCAGGCACCUGUAAAAGCUUCUGGAGUGUCUGCAUGUAAGGUGAAUGAGUCUAUGUACAUAGCAGCCUCUUCCCAGGGAUCAUAUGUGUCACUUCCUGAGCCACCAGGUGCCCAGAGCCUGUCCCUCCUCCCAGGGUCACUAGUGUCAGAGCUCAAGGUGUCUGAGUAGUGGAGGCUUGGGCGGCAUGAGAUGCUGAGGUUCUUCUACCUUAUCAUUUUGUGGGAUCUAAUGUAUGGUGCAAUCCAUGGCCAGCCAAUCUUUCUCUCUCCAUUGACCCAAACUCUGAGACUUACGAACCUUAGCCACUGGCACUUCUUGUUCCAAGUCUCACUUCUCGUCUCUGCGGUACAUCUGCAGUGCCCAUGGUGGCUCACUGAUUUCCACGUUGGGCUUCUUGCCUGGAAAAUAUGAGAUAGAUUGAGGCGAAAAAGAGCAAUAAAAAGUUUAUUUACUUGAAAAAGUCUGCUAUGAUGAUGGAUCAAAAUGAGGCCUUUAUAUCUACAAGCCACCUGUUAAAGCUGUAACGCUGACUUGUAUUCUGGACACAGGCUAGGUGUGUUCUCCCUGAGCUGUGUAAGGUCAGCACCACUGUGCAGGUGUUCUCUCGUUUCACUUUGCCCAGCUUUCUGGUUCCUUCCUCUUUGCCUUUCCCAAAAUAAAGGUCCAAUGGAGGGUAGAUGAUGGAUCCCUCUGGCCUUCCUACAGACCUUGACUAAUUAUGCUGAGAGCCCCAAAAGACUGGUUUCUGAGUAGUAUUUGGAAUUUCUGUCUCUGUGUCCCAUGUGGAAUUAGGAAAUGGCCCACGGUGACAUGCUCUGUCUACCCCUCCCCAACUUCACCAGCCUCUCAGCCUGCUUUGGUUUUCUAAGUUUGUGGACUAGAAACAGAAACAAAGAUUUUCUUAAAGCAAUUUAUUGUAAAGCUCCUUUGAGACUUGUCCUCAUCAUAGGCAGAAGGAUCAUAGAAUCUGUACUAAAGCCAGCACCAGUACCCUGUCCAGUUUACAUUCCAUCUACAUCAUUGCCACACAUGGUCACUUCUUCCAGCAUCUCCAGGACAGGCAUGGAUCGAGAGUCCUGGAAGGACCCUGCUUGGCCAUUUGUUAUGACCAUACUGUCACAAUAUUUUUUAUUAACUUUGAGUACUUUUAUAGAAUUCUAUGUUCUUAAGAAUUGUUGCUGAUGUACAUGUAGAAAUAUCAACACCAGGUCUCUUUACUUUU